AUGUGUGGACCAGACGACUCCGGCCGUCUCCGUGGAGGUGCCCUGGCCGUGUUGCUCCCCACGCAGACAGCAGUGGACCAGUGCACCGGGCUGAAUGCCGACCUCUCCUUCUUCACACCGAGCAGUCAGCGCAGCAGCGAAGCAACCCACAUUCAACUGACAAUGGCAAACGCCGCGCCCCAACCGGGAACAGACGGUUUCUUCGUCAUGGUGCAGUAUGUAAGCCAGGAGCGUGGCUCACGUGGAGACGAGAAGACGUACUGA
This is a messenger RNA of Emericellopsis cladophorae, 264 nucleotides long. RefSeq lists its product as uncharacterized. The record is from RefSeq and is a predicted model, not a curated record. The transcript has a single exon. Lineage: Eukaryota; Fungi; Ascomycota; Sordariomycetes; Hypocreales; Bionectriaceae. Bases 1 to 264 code for a protein of 87 amino acids.